This is a messenger RNA of Leptosomus discolor (cuckoo roller), 1318 nucleotides long. The record is from RefSeq and is a predicted model, not a curated record. Lineage: Eukaryota; Metazoa; Chordata; Aves; Leptosomiformes; Leptosomidae.
AACUUCACAUCAUUCCGAAAUACGAAACUGAUUCCUAUGGAAACAUCCUCAUCCUCCGAUGACAGUUGUGACAGUUUUGGUUCUGAUAGUUUUGCAAACACGAAACGCAAGUUUAGGUCGGAUAUUGGAGAAGAACUGGCAAAAAUUUUUCAUGAAGCCUCUGAUGAUGAAUCCUUCUGUGGCUUUUCAGAAAAUGAGAUUCAAGAUGCAUUGAAAUUGGAAUCGGAUUCAGAGAAGAAUGAGGUAGCUCAGAGAAGGCAGAAAUGCCCUGUUCCUCUAAGAGUAGCCAUGAAGUUUCCACCUCGAAGAUCAGAGAGGAGGAAGGGUGAGAUGGAACCUCUUCCUGAACAGCUGAUGCCUGCUCCAGAUUCAGACUCUGACUCUGAAGAAAAGGGUGCCGUGUUUUUAGAAAAAAGGGCUUUAAACAUAAAGGAAAACAAAGCAAUGCUUGCAAAACUCAUGUCUGAGUUGCAAAACGUUUCUGGUAUCUUUGAUGGAAGAAAAUCAUUGCCAACUAUCAGUCAUGGACCAAAGCGACCAAGGCGUUCAUUGCCCAGAAGUGCUUUGAGGAGGAAUCCAGACCGAAGUUCGCGGCCUCACACAAGAUCCAGGUCCCUGAUUGAAGGUCCUCCUAGUCCUUUACCAGAAGAGGAAGAUGAUGACCGGUACAUCUUGGUGAGAAGAAGAAAGAUGUCUGAUGAAUACCUGGAGCAUGAAGCCCGAACUCCCAGGAGGGGUCACCGUGGUGCCAUGGCUUUUCCACAUGUUGUGCGCCCAGUUGAGGAGAUAACAGCAGAAGAGCUGAAUAAUAUUUGUGGAUCCGCAAGAGAGAAAGUGUAUAACAGAGCCAUGGGAUCCACUUGUCAUCAGUGUCGCCAAAAAACUAUGGACACCAAGACAAAUUGUCGUAACCCUGAUUGUGUGGGAGUACGGGGCCAAUUCUGUGGGCCAUGCCUCCGCAAUAGGUAUGGGGAAGAUGUCAGAACAGCGUUGCUGGAUCCGACCUGGAUGUGCCCACCAUGUCGUGGAAUCUGCAAUUGUAGCUUCUGCAGACAGCGAGAUGGCCGAUGUGCUACAGGUGUCCUGGUCUAUCUGGCCAAGUACCAUGGCUAUGACAAUGUCCAUGCCUACUUGAAAAGUCUGAAACAAGAACUUGGAAUGGAAGACUGAAGCUGUGACUGCCUUUAAAUUACGUCCUCUUUCACCAAUGUUGUAUUAUUGCCUACACUGAAUUGUUUAAUCAAAUGAGAUUACAAAGCCAGUGCCUGCCUUCCCUCCCCUUUUGGGUAAAAAAGGAUAAAGAACUGUCACUUAUCUC